Molecule: messenger RNA, 1484 nt
Organism: Lasiosphaeria miniovina
Lineage: Eukaryota; Fungi; Ascomycota; Sordariomycetes; Sordariales; Lasiosphaeriaceae
Exons: 4
Coding region: 274-1221 (315 amino acids)
Biological process (GO): protein deubiquitination; endoplasmic reticulum unfolded protein response
Cellular component (GO): nucleus; cytosol
Molecular function (GO): cysteine-type deubiquitinase activity
Source: RefSeq, a predicted model, not a curated record
CCGCCUCAGCUCAGCAUGCGGUGGAGAAUUGGCCGAAGCUUGGCUUCUCUUCCUCAGGGAUCCGGGCCCUGGGGAGGGAGACUUAGUUAUCAGCGUUCAAGACUGGAGGAAUACGUGGAGAAUAUCUGUCGUAGCAGCCAAUCAAUUUCGACAUAGCCGACCAGUCAAAAACGGCAGCCCGACAGCGACACAGGUAUUCCAUAUUCGCUUCUUCGCUCCAACCAUCACCACCAAAAAAGAUCCCGCCAAUACUGGCGACGUUGUCAUUCAAAAAUGAAGAUCCAGAUACGCCUUCGGGCACCCAACGGACAGGCGCGUCUUGAGAUUGACGAUGAGUCCGCCGUGCAGGAUCUCAUCCCCCUAAUCAAGGCCGAGACCGGCCUAGAUACCUUCUCACUAAAAUAUGGCUAUCCGCUGAAAAACCUUGACACGACACAGUGCGCGACUGUGAAGGAAAUGCAGCUUCGAGGCGAAACCAUCGUUAUUGCUCCGGUCGAGCGUACACCCGCAUCAGCAGACGCUAAAGCUUCUACAGUAUCUGCCUCCGAACUGAAACCUUUCAUCCCCAAAAGGAUAGAACCAGAUGAGACAUCUCUAGAAUGGCCUGAGAAGGGUGGUUAUAUUAUCCUUCGAGUGAUGCCUGACGAUAAUAGCUGCAUGUUCACUGCGUUUGGAGGUGCUAUCGGGCUUGAAAAUCCGUCCUACAAACUGCGCCAGCAAGUGGCAGAGUAUAUUCUCAACCAUCCAGAACAAUACUCCAAAGCCAUCCUGGGAGACGAUCCUAUACGCUAUACCGAGCGGAUGAAACAGAUGGACACAUGGGGCGGCGCCAUUGAGCUCUCCAUUUUGUCCGACAUCUACUCGAUUGAGAUCAGCUCCAUAGAUGUCAAGUCACUGCGAGUUGACCGGUUUGGAGAAGGCAAGGAGAACCGUGUCAUCAUCCUCUAUUCGGGGAUCCACUACGACCGAAUCGCUUUUACCAUGGACCUAAGCUAUCCCGUCGAGGUUGACGUCACCAAGUGGCCCACCGGCGACGACGACGUUCUAGCCAAGGCGCGGGAUCUCGCGCAGAGGCUGCAGAACCUACACUACUACACAGACACGACAGAUUUCGUGAUAAAGUGCGAAAUCUGCAACUGGAUCGGCCAGGGGACACGCGAUGCAGCGAAGCAUGAGCGAGAGACCAAGCACAGUCAGUUUGGAGAAAUGAUCAUUCAGUAGUCAGUUUGCACAAGGCGGCUGGGUUUGCAAAUAUUACCGCCGCCGCUGAGGGGGGUCUGCACAUGGCGUUCUUGGAGGCCAUAUUCGGCGUUGCUCUAGCCACAUUCUUGGAUCAUACAUUGGUAGAGACAUUUAGACCUGAAUACCUAGGUGCACACAGCGUCACUUAAUUUUGGGAUUUGCACAGGGAAAUUGUAACUCUUUUUCCGAAGCCCGAAUUAAUUACCUAGAAACAUAAUCGAACAAGAGGAGUUCCAUUUGUA